AUGGCAACACCCUUUCCUUUCACCCACCACCAACCAUCCUCGUCCCCCCACUUCCAUUCCCUCCCACCACCCACGUUGGCAACGACGACAACGACGACCACACCACACGACCCAACAACGGCCACGACCACACCAGCAACGAAUGGAAGCGACCACUGCCAGCGAGGCGGCACCACGACAAUCCACGAGCGCCCACGACAACGACAUGGCCGAUCCACGGGCGCCGCCAUCAACCAGGGCCCACCACACCAGCCAGCCACGAACGACACACCACGCGCCCACCAGCAUCAUCAACGUGACACCAAUGCAACGUGGCGGCGAAAUGACGUGGGAACGAGGUGGCAAAACGACGACAACGAUGCGACGUGGGUACAACGCGACGACGCGACGUGGGUACGAGGCAACAACGCGACGACGACGAUGUGA
Laccaria bicolor S238N-H82 is the source of this 426-nucleotide messenger RNA. RefSeq lists its product as uncharacterized. The transcript has a single exon. The record is from RefSeq and is a predicted model, not a curated record. Bases 1 to 426 code for a protein of 141 amino acids. NCBI's taxonomy places the organism in Eukaryota, Fungi, Basidiomycota, Agaricomycetes, Agaricales, Hydnangiaceae.